Messenger RNA from Verticillium alfalfae VaMs.102, 2013 nucleotides. Its product is annotated as C6 zinc finger protein. The coding region runs from base 1 to 2013 and encodes 670 amino acids. Lineage: Eukaryota; Fungi; Ascomycota; Sordariomycetes; Glomerellales; Plectosphaerellaceae. Gene Ontology annotation, molecular function: zinc ion binding; DNA binding; DNA-binding transcription factor activity, RNA polymerase II-specific. Gene Ontology annotation, biological process: regulation of DNA-templated transcription; DNA-templated transcription. The transcript has 3 exons. The record is from RefSeq and is a predicted model, not a curated record.
AUGUCCCAGGCCGUCAAGAGGGCCUGUGACGCUUGUCAUCGUCGCAAGGUCAAGUGCGAUGGCAUCAACCCGUGUCGCAACUGCUCAUCCGCCCAGCUGUCAUGCACCUACAACGCCAUCCCGCAGAAGAAGGGCCCCAAAGGCUCUCGUGCCAAGGUUAUCAGCGAGUUGCGAGAGACGCAGCGACAGACGAGUCUGACGGCCAAGGUUCACAACCGCAUGAAUGGCAUCCCCAGUCCGCCAGAGCCCAUGGGCGGCGCUCCCACGCCAGGCAUGCUGUCGCCUGAACUCGUCAAGGACUGUCUCGAUUUCUACUUUGCCAACUUGUACGAAAAGGCACCCGUCCUCGACCGCCGGAGGAUCGAGCAGCAGCUGCCCUACAUGGAGCAGAACCGCGAUACCUACUGCCUCCUGACGGCUCUCUGUGGCUUCAUGGUUGUUCAGCCCGGCAUGGCUCUUCCCCUUGGCGACUACAACCUCGACAUGUACCCCGGUGCCGACCUGGCCGCGAGCCAGGUUCUUCUCGAGGAGUGCCUCCGCGUCCGCCGAGGCCACGACUACCUUGACAGUCCUACUCUGGACACGCUCGCCACCAGCUUCUUCAUCUUUGCCAUCUACCAGUCUAUCGAGUUGCACGACAAGGCAUGGUUUUAUCUCCGCGAGGCUACGACCAUGGUUCACCUGAGUGGUAUGAACAAGGAGGACACGUACGGCCAGUGGGACGCCACCGAGUCGUCCCGGAGGAGACGGCUCUACUGGCUGUUCUUCGUUCUCGAGCGUGCCCACGCCAUCCAGCGCCAGCGACCCCUUACUCUCCAAGCCAGCAUCAAGCCCCCUUCUUCUGCAGAUGACCCUACCGACCCGCAAGCACACCAACUGACGAGCUUCAUCAUGCUCGUCAAGUUGUUCCACUCCUUUGACGACGCCUUCACCAGCUCCUGGAACAAGACGCGCAGCAACCUACCCCAUCAGCACAUUGCCACGCUGCAAAAGCAACUGGCCGACAUGCUGCCGACAUAUCUCUGCCAGGAUGACAACCUGUCGAACCUUCACACCAACCAGCAGUGGCUCAAGUCUACUCACUGGCAGCUGAGCAAUGGCAGUAUGAGUUCUCAUAACGCCGACGGCAUCGACUGGCAGGUUCCUCGCGACCUAUCACGCGAUCUUCUGAUGAAAAUGGCCUCUCAAUUCCCUGGACAGGGCAUGGAGCUGCUCGGCUCGGGACUUAUCGAGAAGGUCUUCGAGAUUGGUUCAAACAUGAUGGACUUCCUCGUCACGCAGCCCGCCUCACGGGAUCCCUUCAGUCUCGGACCUCGCGAGCAACUCAACCAGAUUCUCAACAUUGUCGGCGUCAUGCGCAAUGGCAACAACCACGUGCUGCCGCUGCUCUUCACCAAGAUUAAUGACGUCCUGCCACGCCUGACCAACCUCAUGCUGCAAAACGCACCGGAGAACUGUGCCCUCGCCAACAUUGACAUCUUCGAUGGUCCCACCGUAAUGUCGCCCGGCAUGGAGUUCCCCCGCCAGCAUCAGAACGAUUUUUGCGCACCCAUACCCGAGCAGGUCAUGUCGCCUGUCGGUCAAUCGAUGAGUGGGUCCAGUUCGAUGAACUUCCAGAGCAUGCAGCAACAUCAACAACAACAACAACAACAACAGUCUCAUCAACAGCAUCAGCACCAUAACCACAUGCUCCAGAGCCAGUACAUGUCGCAGCACGCCACGCAACACAGUCUACCGCAGAGUCAGAGCAUGAACGGCUUCAACUCUCCGUCGACGCCCAGCCCCCCCGGCAUGAAUACGGCGUCCAUGCCCACAGCGCACUCCAUGUCACAAGGCUUGAUGAACCAGAUGCCCCGCCAGCCGCCGCAAAGGACCAACAGCUUCGCCAUGCCGCAGCAGGGCCAGGUCCGCACGGUCGGGGACUUCCACGCCCUGCAGCGGUCCAAUACGGGCGACCUGACCACGAUGGCCGGCAUGGGCGGCGGCGACAUGGACUACGGUGGCAUGAGGUAA